AUGACUAAAAACAAUUUAGCGACUCACCUCAAAUGGCUUGUGAAGCAAGGCCCUUCGCUCUACCCCUCUUUGACACCCUCCGCACACGAGACCCGGGACGAUACCAACACUCGGAACCCUGUUCCAGCACAACCAAUUUCAACUUUAGGUGAGACAGGCGCUGGUUCGAUUGUUGGCAGGGAGAGUGAUUUGGAGAGGAUACCGGGGACGAUUGUCGAGGAUACGGGGAGCAAUGAGGCGUAUGCCGACACGAAUAUGGCACGAUUGCAAUUCGCUCCACAGUCGACGAAUAAACCUCAGCUGUUGAGCUCUUCUAAGACACCCUUCGAAAGGACUCCUAGGAAGUCACUUGAGCGUAUUUCCGAGAAAUCGCCUACUGCAUAUCGGGGUGUGCGGCCUCAUAAAGAUAACGAUCACGACAUGUCUCCUUCGUCGCAAAGCUUUUUCAAAAAGUCUACAGUGACCUCCAUUAAGCCCAAACGCACCUCUAGCCUCGAUUCACCGGCACUGGAUAUCGAUGCCAUUGACUUGACAGGCGAUAUUGAGCUGCCCGCAGCUCCGUCAUCUGGCACGGUAGAAGAAUUUGGCGAACCGCGUCGGCUAUGGACGGCAGAUGCUGCGUCUCGGAAAGAACCCGACGGGAAACGAGGGAAGAAAAGGAAAAGCGAUGAAUACAAAUCCGAUCUUUUGUCGCCAAGGAGACACGCUCCAAAAGUCCGUUCGCCAUUAGCAUUAAGUAAAUUUACGGCUUCCAAAGACCCGACACCACAUGUUUUUCCCACGGCACACCGCCAUACUCCUUCACCAACCAAGCAGUGCGCUCGUACAGAAGACCGGGUAAUUCGUGAUUCCGACGACGAUGGCGACGAUGGCGAUGAUGACCUAUUUGACGACUGGAUACAAGAAGAUGAUCCGAUCCUGGAAAACGACGAUGGGCUGUAUCCGGCUCUUCCCGAAGAGGAUCACUCGGAUAACCACGAAGAUGGCAGGACAUGGGAAUCACCGAGACGGACGUCUGCACCACCAUUCAAAAAGGACGAUUCCCCGAUCCCAGCUAUUAGAUCUCCCGCUAAGAGGCCAUCGUCCAACAAACAAGCAAGCCCUGAAAGAACGCCUACCUAUUCAUCUCCGCUUCCGACCAGCUCCCAGGCUCCGCAAGAUGAGAAUAUCGUGCAAUUCUUAGAAUUCUCGGUUGAUUCUCUAAAUAAUGCAAUCACGGAGCUCAAGGGUUCGCUUACAAAGAACGCAGAGAUCGUAUACCAACAGGCAAUGGAGGGCGUACCAGCACUUGAACUCAUCACCGUCAACAAAACCCUCAAAGGCCGGAUAGAGGCUAUUGAACAACUAAAACAGAAAAAAACUGCACACAAGGCUUGCCAAUCGAAGAAAGACAGUUUAAAGAAGUCGCUCAUUCGGGCUAUAUCUGAAGGAGAUGACCCUUCGACAAUGCCUGAACUUGCGGAAAGUCGGGCUGUGUCUACAGAACUAGGGCAGAUCGAGGAAGCAAUGCGUGAUCUUCUUUCACAAGCUGACAUCCUCGACAUGGUUUCACAUUCUUUGGCCUCCACAACACCAAAACCUAGUAGUGACAGGUUUAAUCGUGAUACAGAAAGCAGUGCCAUGACUUCUAACCGUGCGGGGAGCCCUCUGUUUGUGUCUCCUGCGCAACCAACGUCAACCAACAUUAUGUCCCGAGCGGGCGUCUCAGCUCCUGCAAUGGCACCAGUUUCUAGAACAACAAUGGACAACGACGUGUCUGCAGUAUUUGAUUAUGACGAGCCGAUGAGUAAAGGAGAGGAUUGUUUUACGCGCACAAUGGGUUUGCCGUCGUCUCCCGCUUUUGAAGCAGAUGAAUUUGACUUGGACGCGAAUGACGAAGAUAUGUUGGAAGUUGCCGGAAAUUUCGAGGGCAAUCGAUCUCCCGAAGUUGAUAAUUAUGCAUCUCACGGCCGCAAGGUUUUUGGGGAAACAUCUGCAAAUGCUAUCCGCGUUCUUUCGCCUAACAAGUCACCGGUUCGGACCGCUCUAUGGAAUCAACAUUCAUGGUCAAUGGAUGUAAAAAAUGCUUUGAAGGACCGAUUUCAUUUACGGGGUUUUCGAAUGAACCAACUCGAGGCUAUCGAUGCUACUCUGUGCGGGAAGGACACAUUUAUUCUGAUGCCGACGGGUGGAGGAAAGUCAUUGUGUUAUCAAUUGCCCUCCGUUGUAUCCAGCGGCACUACCCGCGGGGUCACGAUCGUGAUAUCUCCAUUGCUGAGUUUGAUGCAGGAUCAAGUCGACCAGUUACAGAGGCUUAAGAUCAAGGCCAUAUUGUUGAACAAGGAUACCAAAAAGGAAGAAAGAACACAGGUGUUGAGCACUCUUGCUCGCCACGGGGCGGAUGAGCAUAUCCAGCUGCUCUAUAUAACACCAGAAAUGAUAAACAAAAACCAGGUUCUCAAUAGAAUCCUGGAGAGUCUUCACAGCAGACAAAGACUUGCACGGAUCGUCAUUGAUGAAGCUCAUUGCGUUAGCCAAUGGGGACACGAUUUCCGGCCCGAUUAUAAAGAGCUAGGACAGAUUCGCAAUCAGCUGCCGGGGGUUCCGAUGAUGGCAUUGACUGCUACGGCAACGGAAAAUGUGAAGGUGGACGUCAUACAUAAUCUCAAAAUGGAGGGGUGUCGAGUAUUUACGCAAAGCUUCAACCGCCCUAAUUUGACGUACGAUGUGCGUCCGAAGCCAAAGGGGGCUGAGCUUCUGGACAGCAUUGAAAACAUCAUCAAGACAUCUUAUCGGAACCAAUCCGGCAUAGUCUACUGUCUCUCAAGGAAGGUUUGUGAGAAAGUUGCGGAAGCUCUCCAGGAGAGAGGAAUCAAGGCUGCUUUUUAUCAUGCGGGUAUCGAGACAGCCAAGAAAGCGGAAGUACAGCAGCGUUGGCAGUCCGGCCGUUAUAAUGUCAUAGUCGCAACCAUUGCUUUUGGAAUGGGGAUUGACAAGCCAGACGUUCGAUUUGUGAUCCACCAUAGCAUCCCAAAGAGCCUUGAGGGCUAUUACCAAGAAACUGGACGUGCUGGGCGGGAUGGUAAGCGUUCUGGUUGCUACCUCUACUAUUCCUACAAAGAUACGUCGAUGAUAAACCGCAUGAUUGACAGCGGUGACGGUGAUUGGGCACAGAAAGAGCGGCAGCGCAAAAUGUUACGGAACGUCGUCCAGUAUAGCGAGAACAAAAGUGAUUGCAGACGGGUGCAGAUUCUCGCCUAUUUCAACGAGUACUUUCGUCGCGAGCAUUGCAAUAAAUCCUGUGAUAAUUGCAAGUCAGAUUCGGUUUUCGAAACGCGUGACUUCUCCGAAUACGCUUCUUCCGCUAUCAAACUAGUGCGUCAUUUUCAAGAAACGUUAAAUGAGAACGUGACCCUACAAUACUGCGUGAACAUCUUUCGUGGUAGCGUGAAAAGACCUAGGUCUCCCGAUCACCGACAGAUUCCGUGGAAUGGAGCCGGCUCAGCUCUGGAGCUAGCGGAGGCGGAGAGGCUUUUCCAACGACUACUCAGCGAGGGGGCGUUUAGAGAACACAACGUGGUCAAUGCCAGCAGUUUCGCGACCCAGUAUCUCAAAUUGGGCCGACGCGCUGCUGAAUUCGAGAGUGGCCGACGUGAUUUGAAGCUCCAAGUACGGCUCUCACCCAAUAAAGCAGCACGGUCAACUACUCGCACCUGUCCAGGUGGAAAUGACGAUCAGCCGAUGUCCACGAACGUGUCCUCGCCUGUCCAGUCAGCGAAUCACCGUCGUCUGGCCAAAUUCCAGCACCGGGCAUCUAAAGACGAAGAUUCUGACGGCGAGGAUAGUGAUGGUUUUGAGAGAGUCCGGGUUGCUGGCAAACCGCGGCAAGAAAAGAAGCGGAGCUUGGGUCCACCGAUAACUGAUGAUGGCGAUUUCUCUCGUCUUGACCAGCUUCAUCAGGCCGUUGCAGAAGAUUUUAUGUACUUCGCUAAGCAAACUUGUCAGCAGAUAAUGAUGGAAAAGGGCCUCCGUAAUCAACCUUUCACGGAUGGUAUUCUGCGUAAAGUAGCCAUACGGUUGCCCAAAGAUCUGUCUGAACUUGCUGCCAUUCCUGGAAUCGACACUGACAAAAUUGCGCGAUACGGGAACAAGAUAUUGGAGUAUGCGAAAAAUACACGGCGCCGGCUCGCGGAACUCAAAAAGGACGGCGAGGAUGCCGAUGGUGUUGUUGCGGACCCGAACCAUACCAAUGUCAUCAAUCUUGACAGUGACAACGAAUUUGGCGGCGAUGAUAUCUUCGAGGAUCAAACAUCGGGCCUUUUCGACUUGGACGAAAGCAACACCGUCUCUAGUCGGUUUUUCCCCGAACAACCACCUCUAUCGCAUGAUUCGUCGGACGAAUUUCAAGAUGCUGUUUCGGAACAAAGCGGCCCUAAACCCCGAAAGCGCCAGCCUGGCAAACGAUCACGCCGGAAAACCCCUUCUAGCUCGGGAUUCAAAGCGAAAAACUCGAAAUCGAAAACACCAAAGUCUGGUUAUGGUAUGAGUAAUCGCCCUUCAUCAUCUCGGAAACCUACGAAAGUAAAAUCUUCUAAUUCUACGUCCCGAAUCCCCAUAAUGCCUACUUGA
Molecule: messenger RNA, 4608 nt
Organism: Aspergillus ruber CBS 135680
Lineage: Eukaryota; Fungi; Ascomycota; Eurotiomycetes; Eurotiales; Aspergillaceae
Product: RecQ family helicase MusN
Exons: 4
Coding region: 1-4608 (1535 amino acids)
Biological process (GO): DNA replication; double-strand break repair via homologous recombination
Cellular component (GO): nucleus; chromosome; RecQ family helicase-topoisomerase III complex
Molecular function (GO): ATP binding; four-way junction helicase activity; nucleic acid binding
Source: RefSeq, a predicted model, not a curated record